AUGUUCGAGUUGGUAAAGGGUCGCGGCCGCAACGUGUUCGCCUCCAGCGACGCAGUCAUCUAUUUGUUCAAUGGCUUCAGAUAUUCCGGCAUUAAUCCACCCGACAAAUAUCGUAAACAGUAUUUCUUCUACACAAUCCUAACAUUUUCGCUUGUAAUCUUCUCGCCAGUUAUUAGCAAUAUUGGCUUGGUACGCGAUCGAAAUAAGCUCUCCGUCAUGGAAAUAUUAAAUGGCCUGCAAGCCUCCAUAAAUAUCGUGGCUUUACCGAUUAAACGUACCGUUUUAACAAUGGCACAAAAGCGUCUGCGUAGCGUUGAGCCAAUAUUAAAUAAACUCGAUGAACGUUACACCCGACCCGAGGACAAGCUAAAGAUACGCGAAUGUGCCAUAAUGGGUAAUCGACUUGUUUUGGGUUUUGCAGUUGCAUUUCCCAUGUAUUACGCUCUGUCGCUUGUCGCCGCAUUGGUGGAUAGGCAUGUGCCGGUAUCGUUUUGGAUUCCGAAUGUGGAUUGGCGUAGAUCCUUGUGGGAAUAUUGGCUACAAGUUGGCUUUGAUACAAGCCUGGGUUUAUUUUUGAUAUAUCAAGAAGUUUUGAGCGACUCAUAUCCGUCUGUUUAUAUUUACAUUAUACGCACGCAGAUACAACUUUUGGCAGAUCGUAUGGAACGUUUGGGUUAUGAUGAGCAGAAAAGUUCAGAUGAUAAUUACAAUGAGCUUUUAGAAUGCAUUGUUAUGCAUCAGGAAAUAUUAAGAAUUGCCGAAAUCGUGGGAUCUAUUAUAUCUGUGACGGUAUUCACGCAGCUUCUGUUUACUGCGACCAUUCUUGGCAUCACAAUGAUUAACAUUGCCAUUUUUGCUGAUUUGGCGACCAAGAUUGCUGCAAUCAUUUAUUUGUUGUGCGUACUCAUGCAAACUUCGCCAACUUGUUAUCACGCGUCAUUUUUGCUGGUUGAUUGCGAAAAGUUGUGCCAAGCUAUUUUCAAAUGCAACUGGUUUGCACAAAAUAAGCGCUUCAAUAAUUUGCUAAUCUACUUUUUACAUCGUUCUCAACAAUUAAUACCCUUUUUCGGUAUGAAAUUGGUGCCAAUAAAUUUGGCUACCAAUUUGUCGAUCGCAAAAUUUUCUUUUACACUUUUCACUUUCAUGGAAAAAAUGGGUCUUGGAGAGAACUUGAAGGACUAAUGGUGUGCGGUUGAUGCAAAGAAAAUAGAGGCAUAUUCAGCAUAUUUACAUAUG
This is a messenger RNA of Rhagoletis pomonella (apple maggot), 1236 nucleotides long. Its product is annotated as odorant receptor 7a-like. Bases 1 to 1182 code for a protein of 393 amino acids. Gene Ontology annotation, biological process: detection of chemical stimulus involved in sensory perception of smell; sensory perception of smell. Gene Ontology annotation, cellular component: plasma membrane. Gene Ontology annotation, molecular function: odorant binding; olfactory receptor activity. The record is from RefSeq and is a predicted model, not a curated record. NCBI's taxonomy places the organism in Eukaryota, Metazoa, Arthropoda, Insecta, Diptera, Tephritidae. The transcript has 3 exons.